Physeter macrocephalus (sperm whale) is the source of this 1873-nucleotide messenger RNA. It is a transcript of the gene C11H10orf67, whose product is annotated as chromosome 11 C10orf67 homolog. The transcript has 14 exons. The record is from RefSeq and is a predicted model, not a curated record. NCBI's taxonomy places the organism in Eukaryota, Metazoa, Chordata, Mammalia, Artiodactyla, Physeteridae. The coding region runs from base 1 to 1239 and encodes 412 amino acids.
AUGACCCCUUUAACUGCAAAGGGUCCCGAAGGAAUUAUUAAAUCUCUUCAGGUGGAUUUUGGGUUCCUCAAACAAUUGAUUCAACUGAAGUUUGAGGACCGUCUUAAAGAGGAAUCUUGCAGACUCUUCACUUCUCUACACGACAGGAUCCUGACAAUCGAAAAACGUUACCAACAGAAUGAGGAUACCUUAAGAAAAUGCUACAGUCAGCAGCUGGCCGAUGCCAUAGCUACUGUCAAAGGAAUGUACCAGCGAUUCUUUGAGGUGGAAGAAGAGAAGACACCUGUGCAUGACGCAAUGACUGUCAAAAUGAAUAUUUUGUUAAAAAAACUGAAGGAGAAAGAAGAACUCAUUAAGGAAUUAAGAGAAGAACUGGACCAAUAUGAAGAAUUUGGAUCUCAAAAAGUUGACUCUUUUAUCAAAGACGGCAGCCCUCUAAGAACAGCUCUGGAAAAGGAAAAUUUGGAGUACAGAGUGGAAAAUGAGAGACUGCUUCAAGUCAUUUCAGAACUCCAAGAAGAAAUCCAACUCAAUCUAAAAGAAAAUUCAGUAUUAGAAGAUGAAAUUAUAAGUCUGAAAGAGAUGGCAGAAAAGGAUCAUAAAACCAUUCAAAAGCUAAUCAAUGGCAGAGACAAAUUAAUAUGUGAGCUUGAUUUUGAAAAAUCAUUAGUGCAAGAAAUGGUUAAUAAACAGAAAGAGGACCUUGAAAUGAGAAGAAGGUUUGACGCCAUAGUCUCCAAGAGCCGCAGAGCCAUCAAGGGGAAAGAAGCCACCUUGUCCCCGUGGCCCUCACAGCCCGGGAGUGCAGACGCUCCGAGGCCACGUUCUUCCUCCGCCGUUUCAUUGCUUCCUGAGGCCAGAAGAGUCAGGAGUCCAAAGAAGGCUUCAAAGGAAGAGCCGCCUACGGUUAGACAUGGAAUAUCUGCUGCGAUGCAUGGAGAAAAAGCGAGACUACCAGUGGCUAAGAUUGAAGAAGAGAAACAUGGUUUGGAAGAGCAAAUAGAAAUGUUAAAGGCUGAGUUAGAGAAAGAGAAAAAGAAGUCGGAGAGGGUUAAGAAGGAAUCAGAUCAGAUCAACAAAAACUGGGAAAAGAAAUUCUUAAUUCUCAGGAACAGCUUUCACGUGCUUAAGAAUGAGAUGUUCACAAGGCACACAUUGUUCCGUCAGUUUUUAGUGCUGGCUGACACGUCCUUCAAUUAUGUUAAAGUUAAACCUUUAUUUGUGCAAAAUCCAAAGUGAAAUUGGUAACAGCAUCGACAUCUUCUGCAAAUGUUUAUCCUGCAUCUUCGGUAGGGAGAUUAUUUUUUCCCUAUUUAACAUUUAAUCAGUCAGUAUUAUUCAGCCUCAGUAAUGAAAUGGUUUGGUUUACCUACAGAUAGACAACAGGUAUGUCGACCUAGACAGGGAUCACAUAUCUCUCCCUCCUUCACCAAGAGGUAAGAAUCCUUAUUGUUGGAGAAAUGGUUCACGCAGGAUGGGUAAUUAAGAUUAAUAAUGCUUUUCUUUGUUGUCCUGAGAUGUUUGGUUUCUGGGUGAAUGCAUAACUUUUUUCAGCCAAUUUCUUAAAUUAAUAGACAUGAUAAAUAAAAGCAUGUUAAUAUGUAUUUCUGAAUAUUGAUCUCUGCUAACUGAAAAUGAAUUGAGUCACACUUCAAAACCAGGAACUGUCUCAGUUGGAAUCCUGUUUCUUUUUAAUUAAACUGCCAACAAACCUGAAGCUCCUGUUAUAUCCCUGUUUUUCCAAUUUAAUACUUAGAAGAAAAGGACAACUAUUUACAGCAUCCUUUAUCUCCCAUCAGUCCUUGUGUGGCCUCAAAUUGGACUCUUUUGGAGGUGGAAGUACAUUUUGUCCACACGUUUCUGUAAGUCUUUA